Messenger RNA from Entrophospora candida, 2451 nucleotides. NCBI's taxonomy places the organism in Eukaryota, Fungi, Glomeromycota, Glomeromycetes, Entrophosporales, Entrophosporaceae. The record is from the annotation of a GenBank genome assembly.
GAUAUAAACGAUUGGGAAGAGCUGAUGAGGGAGUUGGUAAGAGCGUUAAAAGAUUUUAACAAUGAAGAAGUAUGUAAUACUGUUUAUCCAUUUUCUAAUUUGUGCUUUCACUUGUCAUUAGAAGAAACAAAAAAAAAGCUAGAGGAAAAAGAGAAGAUAUUAAAUGAGCUGGAGGGGAAGUUAGUUGAGUUUAGUGAAAUGAAAGGUUGUAAAUGUUCUAAUUCAUCAACAUCAAGUUGGAGCAUUGAAGAGCAAGAUGCAGAAAUUGUUUUUGCUAAAGUAGAUGAUAUUCUUGAUAAAUUUAAAGAUUUAUUUGAGGCAUGUAAAUCACAAUUAAGUCUUCCCAUUUUCAAACCAGAUGAAAACCAUCAUUAUAUAAAUGAAAUCAAGAAUCUCAGAUUACCCUCAAAUAUUUUUCAUAAAAAUGGUGAUCGGCCUUUCCUUCUUAUACAUGAUCUUCCCACCAAUGGUCAAGGAGGUAUGACUAAUACUUCGAAAUUAGAAAAUUUGUUAGAGCCACCAUAUAAACAACUUGUUGUGAUGUUGGGGACUUCAGGAUCAGGAAAAACUAGAACAUUGAUAGAAUUACUUUGCAAGAAGUUUGGAUUUUACUUUUCUGGAACUGUUGCAAGAGCAUAUCAUAACCCAGGCUCAAAGGAUCUUACAAAUUUUAUUAGUUACCUGAUACCAAGACUGAAGGAUGGCCCAUCAACUGAUAAUGAUAAUUAUGCAGAAAGGUACUGUAAAUGCCUAUUGCUUGCUCGUGUAUAUACUCUUAACUAUAUACUAGAGCACCAUUGUUCUAUAAGUGCACACAAUUGGGCCUUUCUACAACUUUUCCCAGAAUAUUUUUUUAAAAAUGUAAAUGGUAUAGAUGAUGCUUUUAUGGAAUUGACAUGCCAAUUUAGAGCUUUACCUGUAAAUUUUUUGGAAAAGAGGUUGCACCAGUUAAUUAAUCAAAUAAGCAAAAAGACAAAACAGAAUGCAUUUCCAACUAUUCUGGAUGAAGCCACAGCACUUAUUGACUCAUCUUACAAUCAAUUUACUUCUUUCUACAAGGAUGAUAAAACUGGUCACCCAUUGUAUACUUUAAUUGUUAGAACCUUUUCACUUCUACCACAUAUUUGUGUUAUUCCUUCUGGGACUGGUUUAAGCAUGAAAUCAAUUCAACAAUAUACUGGUUCACACAUUGUAAAAGGUGGAAUCAAAGAUGAUAAUAUCAUUAUUGUAGAUUGUGCAUUCAAUUCAACUGAGGAAUUAAGAAAAUACUUAUCAAUAUUCAGAUUCCCAUGUGAAUCUUAUCAGAAUAUGAUGCGAUGGUUUUUGGGAAGGGUAAGGUUUGCAGCAACCUUCGUGGAAGAAUGGUUAAUUAGUAGAAAUGAUAUAGAGAAACUGUUUGAGAAUUUUUUAGAAAGUUAUAUUGAUCCAUCAAGUGAAAAAAGUAUCAUGGCUGAUAUUGUCAGGAGAGUAGACAGUGUGUGGUUAAAAGAGAUGCUACAAAAAAAAAAUUGUUUAGAUAUAAUUGCAUUGUUAGAACGUGCAGUAUUGAAGUACUGGUAUACUGGUUCUCAUACAAUUUUUACAAGGAAAGAUGCUUUAGAGUUAUUUGAAUUUGGGAUUGUACGGUUACAACAAGUUGAACCAUAUGGUAAAUUGCAAGUUCUUAUGAGUGAACCUUUUGUGGUAGCAUCAGCAUUGUCAUAUUUUAAAACACAUAAAGAUAUUUCAUUGUACAUUUUAGACCAUAUGACAGAUGUACAUUACAGCCCAAGCAGUAUGGAAUUAUUGUGGGAAUUGCUCAUUCCAGAUGCCAUUAAAAAGCUUUUUCAAUGCCAGGAAGCACACAGUUGUUUCCAGAAAAAACUUUUAUCAAAUAGUUGGAAGAUUCUUGAACCAUCAAAAGAAAGCUGUGAAUGUAAUGUUCAAUUAAUAUAUAAUACUUCUAACUACCAUCUUCCAGAUUUUCUUGAAUCUCCUCAUGCCUCUUUCUUCAUCCCUGAAGAUCAAGCUGGACCAGACAUAGUAACCAUAGUUUAUCCAACAGAUACACCAGAACAAAGGUAUGUUGUUUUUGCUCAAGCAAAACUUCGUUAUAGACUUAGUGGAGACAAAUUAGAACAUGCAUUAAGAACUACAAAUACAUCAAAGUUUUAUCAUGAUAGUAAGGGACAGUUACUUAAAGGCUGGAAUAAGCAUUUUGAUAAAAUGCAAAAAGUUCUCCAAAAAUAUCAAGGUGUAUUUAGAAUUCUUAUCACUUAUCCUGCAAUAGUGAAAUUGACUGAAGAAGAUAAUAGCAGUGCUGAGGCAGAUGAAGGUUUAGGAGAUUUGGAUAUUGGUGGUGAUCAAUUUUUAGCUAUCAUUGAUAAGAAUAAUUGUCAUUUGGUUUUUGAACAAAAUCACCUGGAAGUACUCAAAGAGCUAAAGAACCCUAAAAAGAGAAAAUCAUUGUGA